AUGCUGCUCUGGACGGUUGUGCUGUUCUUCGUUCCCUGUUUGGGGAAAACAGUCUGGCUGAACCUCCGAGCCUGGCCAGACCCCGUGUUUGAAGGAGACACCCUGACUCUGCAAUGCCAGGGAAGGAGGAAUGCAGCCGUGUCCCGGGUGACAUUCUACAAAGAUGGGAAAUCCCUCCAGUUCUCUAAGGACAGCCAGACUCUGUCCGUGGGGCCAGCAACAGUGAAAAACAGUGGCCGGUACUGGUGCAGUGGGCAGGUGACUUACGGUCCAUUCACGGACAUGCAAAUCUCAAGGAUUACCAUGGUUCAAGUCCAAGAGCUGUUCCUGCCUCCUGUGCUGAGCACUGUCCACUCUUCUGAGCCCCGUGAGGGGAGCCCGGUGACCCUGAGAUGUGAGACAAUGCUGCACCCACAGAGGUCAGCCUUGCGGCUCCUCUUCUCCUUCUACAAGGAGGGCCACGUCUUGCAGGACAGGGGCCUCCACCCAGAACUGUGCAUCCCAGGAGCCCAGGAUGGAGACUCUGGGCUUUACUGGUGCAAGGCUGCCCCUGAGGGAGGCCGAGUUCAGAAACAGAGCCCCCAGCUGGAGAUCAGGGUGCAGGCUCCUGUGUCCCGUCCUCUGCUCACGCUGAGACCCAGGCCCUCUGGCCUCGCAGUGGGGGACAUAGUGGAGCUUCUCUGUGAGGUCCAGAGGGGCUCCCCCCCGAUCCUGUACUCAUUCUACCUCGACGGGAAGAUCCUGGGGAAUCACUCAGCCCCCCAUGGUGGAGCUGUCUCCUUCCUCUUCCCAGUGAUGUCAAAGCAGCAUGCUGGGAACUACUCCUGCCAGGCUGAGAACAGUGUUUCCAAAGAGUCAAGUGGGCCUGAGACACUCUCCCUGGAUGGUCCUCUGGUCUUGUCCACCCCCACCAGCAGCAACUGGCUGGUUCCUUGGCUACCUGCAAGCCUGCUGGGUGUGAUGGUCAUUGCUGCUGCACUUCUGGGUUAUUUCAGACCCUGGAGAAAAAACGGGCCCCUUCCACCCCAGAAUCUGCCCCCAGCUCCAAGUGGAGAGCAGCACUCACUGUGUGCCAAAGUUCAUUAUCAGAAUAAGAAAGAAGAAGGUGUCAUCUACUCUGCAGUGCGUACAACCUCAAAUAGUGAAGCCAGGCCUGCUGAGUCAACCUCAAGGGAAAAGGACAAUUCUGUCAUCUACACUGAGGUGAGAUGCCCACAGCUUGGUGAGGUUCCAGCCAAGCGGCUGAAUAUGAGAAGCAGGACCCACAGAGAUCCCCUUGGUGACCGUGAUGAGGUCCUCUACUGGUGACGGUACCCCUCAACAUGCACAUCCAUCCACAGCCUCCAGUGUUCCUCAGCAGGCCAGCAGUGCCCCAGCCUCUUUUGUGGGUCUCCCAGUCAGGGAGCCCCUAAGCCCUUUGUCCUGGUGAGGGUCCUGAGGAGACUCAAGGAGCACAUGAAUGAACUCUGGGUCUCCCUCUUAGCAGAAGCCCAGGCAGUGUGUGGGAAGGGAGAUCCCACUCACACAAUAGGUUCCAACAGUGAACUGAACUUGGAAGCAACAGAUAUUUUCUUUCCACGUGAAUGGAGGGGUCAGAGUCCCUUCUCUCUAUAUAUAUAAGUGCUUUCUGUUAUGGUCCUCAGUCCCUUUGGAUGUGCUUGGCUUGACCCUGAAAGGGGAGAACGUCAAUCUGCAUAUCCCAGAGGGCUGGCCCUGGGUAGCUCCUAUAAAGAAUUUCCAACUUUCAACUUCCAACUUCCAACUUUUUUUUGUUGCUGAGGCCCAUGAGUGACCACAGGGCUGAGGGGACUCUCAGAGGUUCAGUGAUACCGAGGAUCAGUGGGGAAAGGGCCUGGCCCAGACAAUAUCAGAGAAUUCUUGACACUGAAGCCAGAGCCCCACUGGCUCCGAGAACUCUGCUUCACGUGCAGCUCCAUUUUGGUUCAAACCCUUCCAGGUUACCAAAGUUUAUGGAAUUGAGGCUCGCCCAAAGCCCCCAUGUGUGGAGUACACAAGAAAACCCACUUACCCCUUGCA
Messenger RNA from Equus quagga, 2037 nucleotides. Its product is annotated as Fc receptor-like protein 6. Gene Ontology annotation, biological process: cell surface receptor signaling pathway. Gene Ontology annotation, molecular function: transmembrane signaling receptor activity. Bases 1 to 1308 code for a protein of 435 amino acids. The transcript is spliced from 10 exons. The record is from RefSeq and is a predicted model, not a curated record. Lineage: Eukaryota; Metazoa; Chordata; Mammalia; Perissodactyla; Equidae.